CGCUCGUUAAGACCUCGCGGACGACCACCUCGCCCACUCCGCCUCACCUCUCAUCCUCGACGCACACGGAAAGAUGGCAGCCCCCACCCCGACCCUUCGCAACAUCCCGCCCGCUGAGUGCGCGCGCGUCCUGUGCUCCCCCGACGGGCCGUUCGCCAUGAGCGAGCUGACGAUCCACGGACGCAAGCAGCGCGUUUGGACGCGGCAGGUGCCCACGUUCCGCCAGCUCAUCAUGGAACGGAUGGCGGCGAAUGCGUCCAACGUGUUCCUCUCGUCGCCCGUGGCUGACCCCGAGCCGUUCCAUGCCCGCGAGACGCUCACGCACGGCGAGGCGUAUGCGCGCGCACUCGACCUCGCCGCCGUGCUCCGCGACGCCGGCGUCGGUCCCGGCACACGCGUGGCUAUCGGCGGGACGAACUGCACUGGAUGGGUGCUCGCAUUCAUCGCGCUCCACCUCAUCGGCGCCGUCCCCGUCCUCCUCAACAAUGGCUUGCACGUCGACGCCACCGUCCACUGCUUGAAGCUUACCAAGCCCGAGCUCGUCAUCGUCGACGACGCCAUGGCCAACCAGCUCGGCCCCGUCGCAGCCUCUCUCAAGGGCAAGGGCGUGGGCCCCAUCUGGUGCUGGACCUCUCUCGGCCACCUGUCCGCGCAAGCACGCGCCAACGUGACGCCUUCGCCCCCGUCUCUCGCCUCCGUCAAGGACGGCUUGUUCACCUCGGGCGUCGGCCCCGAGUCCGACGGCAUCAUCUACUUCACGUCGGGCACGACGAGCAUGCCUAAGGGUGUGCUCGUGACGCAGCGGCAAGCCCUGCACGUCGUCAUCUCGGCGCAGUACAUCCCUGCGCGCAUGGCGAUGCGCAUGGGUGCGUCGCCGCAGGAAGCGAUCGCGCUCGCCACGGCGCCCAAGCCCGACGGCGUCGCGCUCCUCUCCAUCCCCCUCUUCCACGUGCAAGGUAACCUGAACUGGCUUGUCGGCGCGAUUGCCGAGGGCUCCAAGCUCGUGUUCCUGCGCCGCUGGUCAGUCCCCGACGCCAUCAAGAUCAUGGUCCAGGAGAAGGUCGGCAAGAUCGGCGGCGUGCCCGCCAUCGCGACGUCGGUGCUCCAGAGCCCGCUCUUGCCGAAGGACUUUGAGCUGGCGCAGAGCGCGUUCGGCGGCGCGUCCCCGCCCUCCCGUCUCCCAGGCGACCUUGUCAAGCGCUGGCCCAACCUCCUCGUCGCGACUGGGUGGGGCAUGACCGAGACCAACUCGACAUGCACGGGCUCGUGCGGCAUGGAAUACGUCAACAAGCCCCUCGCGUGCGGCGCACCCAUCCCCAUCGCAGAGAUCAAGAUCGUGGACCCCAAGACGCGUGCCGAGCUGCCAGCCGGCCAGGCGGGCCUGCUCCUUUCGCGCGGCUCGAGCAUGAUGAAGGAGUACGUCAACAACCCGAAGGCGACGGCGGAGACGAUCGAUGCCGACGGCUGGCUCGAUACCGGCGACAUCGCAUACGUUGACGCCGACGGGGACCUCUACAUUGCGGACCGCGCGAAGGACAUCAUCAUCCGCGGCGGCGAGAACAUCCCGUCGGCCGAGGUCGAGCGCGCCCUCGCCCAAGACGACCGCGUACAGGAGGCGUGUGCGGUGCCGGUGCCGCACCCCGUGCUCGGCGAGUGUGUCGGUGUCGCCGUGUCGCUGGCGCCAGGCGCGACCGCCACGCCAGAGAGCAUCGCAGACGCCGUCUUCCCCCGCCUCCGGUAUCCUGCGCGCCCCGCCGUCGUCGUCGUCAGCCCGACGCCGCUGCCGUGGAACGCGAGCCAGAAGAUCCUCAAGAGCGAGGUCAAGAAGAUGGUCCUGGCUGCUUGGGAUGCGCAGGGGCGCAAGCCCAUGGUCGACCCCACAAAGUCCAGGCUGUAG
Molecule: messenger RNA, 1897 nt
Organism: Cutaneotrichosporon oleaginosum
Lineage: Eukaryota; Fungi; Basidiomycota; Tremellomycetes; Trichosporonales; Trichosporonaceae
Biological process (GO): secondary metabolic process
Molecular function (GO): CoA-ligase activity
Source: RefSeq, a predicted model, not a curated record